Molecule: messenger RNA, 5560 nt
Organism: Linum tenue
Lineage: Eukaryota; Viridiplantae; Streptophyta; Magnoliopsida; Malpighiales; Linaceae
Source: the annotation of a GenBank genome assembly
UGGGCAGUUAUUCUCAAAUAACGCGUUCUGGCCGCUUUUUCUUCCAACUCUACCCUCUGUUCGCUUUUCUCUUUCCUCCCUCACCCAGAGCACUAAACGAAGAGUCUUCUUCUGCCUCUCUCCUACCUCCUUUCUUUGAAUCUUUUGAUUCUUCUAUUCUGAAACCAAAUCGAUUGGGGGAAAAUCGAUUCUUCUUCUAAUUUCGGAUUCCUCUCUGAAUGCAGAUCUGAUUGAGUAGGCGAAACCCUAUGUUGCGACGAACAGAGCCGAAGACGAGUUAGCAUGCGGCGGUGAACGGCAAAGAAGGCGACGACGGCAGGUGUGGCGGCGGGUCGAAGGCGGCGUGAAUCGCUUUCUGUUCCUCUUUGUUUUUCGAUUCCUCUUUGUUUAUCGAUUGCUCUUAUAUCUGGGUUUCGAUUCAUCUGUUUAUCGAUUUGCCUCCUUACUCAUUGCUCUGGUUAUCCCCGACUCGUGUAGAAUCCUUUGGUGGAUUUCGCCCAAUCAAUUGUGCCUAAUUGCUAUGCUCUGUUUCUAUUUUGCAGUUAAUCUUUUUGUUUCGGUAAAUAUCGGUUUUGAUUUUGAUGUUCUUGUAUCUGUGGUUGCAUGCAGAGUUCAUAGAAAAUGAUAGCUUCUGUUUCUUGAAUCUGGGUUUCGAUUGGGUUGGAUUUGAUGAGCUGGGUUUCUUGAUUCUGGGUUCGACUUCCCAUUCAAUUUGCUCUUCUUUGGCUUUUCAUAGAAACAAUUAGGUUUACAAAAUUGGGUUUGACUUCCCAUCUAGUUUCCCUACUGAUAUCUAUUUCCACUUCCGUUGAGCACCAGUGGCCUUCAUGUUUGAGAAUUUGUUUAUUCCCCCAAUUCACCGUCGGCUGAAUUUCUUCUCUAUUAUGCCUUUUGAUGCAGGGGAGAAGAAGGGAGAAGAAUGCUCAAUUGGUGCCAUCAUUAUCCCAAAAAAUCCAACAUCUAUUGCUAUGAAGAUGAAGAUGAUAAAGAAGAAUCGGUGAACCGCGGCGGCCGAGUGAGCGCAACGUCCGGUGUAGAUUUGUGAAACCUGGAGGACUGAGACAUACACAACCCCAGGCCAGAAGACAUGAGGCGGUUGUUGCUUCAGUCCAUGCGAUCCCUCUCUCUCAGUGAACCGCCAUCUUCACCUCUGCUACAGGUGCCCGUCGCUGCUCUACUGAUCGGACGCCAUGGACGUUCAACUACUCGAGUGAGUGAGAUUUCAUGGUGUCCUGUGGUGGGAUUGUCGUCCACUAGGAAGCUGAAUUAUGGAUUUAGAACGUUUUGCACUGUUGGAGAUUUGGUGACCAAGAAGUGCGUGCCUUGUAACUCAAAGGACAUGCGACCCAUGACCGAAGAGAGUGCUGCUCAAAUGAUGCCAAAGGUGUCAGGGUGGAGCUUGGUCAAUGAGGAUGGUAAGCUGAAGCUGAACAGAUCGUGGAGGGCUAAGAGUUUCACCAAUGGACUGGAGCUAUUUCAGCUUGUAGGGAAUAUUGCUGAAACUGAAGGUCAUCAUCCCGAUCUUCAUCUUGUUGGGUGGAAUGAUGUUAAGAUCGAGAUAUGGACACAUGCAGUCGGUAAGCAUCUCCAUUUCCAUACAUAUCAACCUUUCUACAGUGAUGUUGCCUCUUUUAGAGAGGCAAAAUGAGGAAACAUUUGCUUUUGUGAAUUGUGGCAAAUUCGCAGUGAUAAAGUGUAGGAGCUUCUCAGCCUCUGAACAAACAUAGCUAGCUAACAGUCCAAUAGUCAAAAACCUAUCUUUGGUUCUCACCAGGGAGCUGCUUGGUCUCAUCUUUAUAUUUGUUUUAGCUGCCAUUCGACUUUCUUCCAUUCCAAGUCAGUUAAUUGUAUAUUUGACUGGUGGGUUAUGCUUGCACAGGGGGGCUAACCGAGAACGACUUCAUACUGGCUGCAAAGAUCAAUCAACUCGACAUGCAUCACCUACUCAGAAAGAAACCUUCUGCUUCUGCUUCCUGAGAGAUGAUGACGAGAUAAAUUCGCUACUGUUUCAUUAUUUUUGAGCUAUCCAAGACCAAAAGAAAUGAGUAGGACUAUGUUCUGCCAUUUUUUCGCCUUCAUGGAUAGUUUAUCACUCCCAUAUUAUGCACACUUGGGGCAAAAAAUGUGAUCAAGUUGGAGAUUCGGCCAUCAUCACAAAGGGAGAAAUGGUGUGGUUGAUCAUACUUUUAUUUAACCACUACUACGCACGAUGAAUUAACAGAAUACAUGAAUUACCAUUCUACAAUCGUCGAAGAUCCAGCAGAAACUAUUAUACAAUUUCUCUCCUUUUUUACAGUUACAGAUCUGGUAAUCUCUGCUCGAUCCUUCACUCCAAGUGUUCUCUACUUCUCUUCGUCCUCCCUUCAUUUUGGAGGGUGCUGGCAAAUCAAUGGUACCUAAAAGCAGACGCGGGAAAGGCCAUUACCAAAAGGAGCAACCUAAAAUCAUGGAUGGCAUUCAACUUUAUGAAGGUAAUCCAUGCCAUCCUAGGAACCAGGUUCGAAAAGGUCAUCAUCACCACUCAAUUCGUACCCUAAACACAUAUUCCACGCUAAUGGCUGAAAAAGGAGCCUCUAGGCUCUUCCCUAUAACGGAAAACUUUAACCAGAAAAAGCCCAUCAUCCUAAUCUUCAGGAGGCACUAAGAGCCAACGCAAAUACCUGAAAAGAAGAGAGUAUUGAAUUUUGACUAUAGCCCCGAUCUGAACAGCGGCUUCUGCAGAAGUGCGGUCAAGUAAACUUCCCCAUUCUUCAACCCACUGGAAUCGGUCUUGUUGGCGACGGCCCACUUCACCUUCUUGUAACCCAACUUUCCGAUCAACGGCCCAUAGACCUUACUCAGAUCCGCACCUUUGCUGAAGAAAUGAUCGAUCCAGAGGUAACCGCCGCUCCUCAGCACUCUGUCCACGUCAUACAGCAGGAACUCCAUCGCCGCCAGCGGGAUCCACCGGUUCACCGCCCGCCCGCACCGCACCAGAUCCAGCACCCCGUCGAACACCGGCAGCCGCUGCUGCAGCGGCGCGUGGAGCGGCACCAGCCCCCUCAUCGCCACCACCUCGCUGUUCGGCACGUUGAAGUUCAUCGUCGUCGUCACCACCGUCACGUUGUACUGCUUCAUCCUCGCCGCGAAGGUCCCCGUCCCUCCCCCGACGUCGAUCCCCAGCCGGAUCGGGGAGCUGGCGGUCUUGGAGAUCUGGAUCAGCUGCGGGAUCGGGAGGUCGAGCUCGGUCUUGUAGGUCAUGAAUUUCGAGAUCUCGGUCCCCAGAUCGAACCCUAGGUUCGGAUUCUCCUUCGCCAGGCAGGCGAACGACUUGCAGCUGUACUUCCCCCAGAGCACGUUGGAGUCGAGGAGGGAGGAAGGGAACGGGUUGCGCGGCAGGGAGGAAGGCGGCUUCGAGGGGGUUUUGGAGAAGCAGCGGCGGCGCGGGAGCGGGUGGCAGCCGCGGAGGAUUAGGGAUUCGGCGAGAUCGGAAUCGGGCGGGCAGGCGGAGUAAGGAGUGUAGGUCAUGUACUUGUGGAGGAGGUCCGGGUGGUUGUUGCAGGCGGAGGCGAUUGGGGAGAGGCUCGCGUAGAGGAGCAGAUCCGGCGGGAUUGUCGGCUUGGAUUCGUCGGUGUCGGUGGUGGCGGAGGAGGAAGGCUGGUGGCGGGUGAGGUGGUUGAUGGUGGCGCGUAUGGUGUUGAGCUGGCGGAGGAGGUGGUCGGGGACCGGCUGGGAGGUUGCGGUGAGUGGGGACUGGAGAUUUGAGGAGAGGUGGUACAAGGAGAGGAGGUUCGUGGCCACCAUGGCUAGUAGGAGGAGCAAGUUCAAGCUCAUCGUGAAAGUGAACCCCAUUUUCUCCGGCGAGUCAGUAGAGCUCAGUGGUGAAGACAGAGUGAGCUUGAGCAAAGAGACGACGACUGUCCGAGUCGACUCUGUUUCUUACCUUCUUGGACUGGAAAUUGAUAGAUUCGACAGCCGAGCAUCAGAUCAGAUUUUUAGCAAGAAAAAAGUAAGCUGGAGGGAGGAUUCGAUGCGGCCGAUUUCACAGUGGGAUUUGCGUGAGGCCCACUACGGCCCAGAGUUAUUUGGGCUUUUUGGAUGAUGAGAGUGGUCCGAGAAGGUAUGGCGGAAUGACGAAGUUGGCCCCUCGACUUUGUGAAAUUACUCUCUGUAUCAUUGAGAAUAGAAUCAAAAUAUCAAAUCGAUCUUUCACACUUGUUCAAUUUCAAAGAUAGGUUCGAGGGUGGCGUCGAGUGAACGCUAAAUCCGAAACAAAAGAGGCGAGGUCCACUGAGGACGGCUCUCGGGAAGAGCUGAAGGUUACUUUGCCCGCCGGAAUUUUGAGCAUCUGGAUUUCAUUCACCGUUGUCGGAAUCAAUGGCUGACCCGGAGCUGGAAGCGAUCAGGCAGAGAAGGAUGCAGGAGCUAAUGGCUCAACGUGGUGGUGGCGGCGGCGGGGCGGCAAGUCAACCGAACCCUGAACAGCAGAAUGCUCAAGAAGAUGCUAAGAGAGAGGCUGAGGAGCGUAGGCAGAUGAUGCUGAGCCAGAUAUUGUCUGCUCAAGCUCGGGAAAGGAUUGCAAGAAUUGCAUUGGUUAAGCCUGAAAAGGCUAGAGGUGUUGAAGAUGUUAUACUUCGAGCGGCUCAAAUGGGUCAGAUUGUUGAGAAGGUAUCAGAAGAGAGGCUGAUUUCACUGCUAGAACAGAUAAACACCCAAACAUCCAAACAAACCAAAGUCACAAUCCAGAGGCGUCGUAGUGUUCUGGACGAUGAUGACUGAAAUAUGAAGAUCUCUUUCUGGGAUGCAUCUAUACAGCGUGUUUCGGUGAGUUGCAGAUUCAUGAUCAAGGGGCUUUAUCUUGCAGAGUUGUGAGAUAAGUCAUAUCUGUAUUUUUACCAUGCAAGAAGCACACGUUAUCAAGUCUCCCCAUUUGAUCUAGAGAGUUGUCUCAGUAGUAAUGUAUGGCGUCGUUCCUAAUGGUAUUUGCAGCCACGUAAUUGAUGGCCAUUGGAUUAUGUUUCCUUAUCCGUGGAAUUAUACAUCUUUAUCAACCGUAUCUUUAUGGCAUCUUCUGGCGUCUUGUUCAUGUAUUUCCCUGCCUGAGUCUCCCUGACUAGGAAAUAGGAAUGGACAAGAAGUCAAGGUCAGUCCGUCCAAGAGAAAUGGCUUGAGGGUGCUUGUUUGUCCCAUACUGCUGUGCAGCAUAGUGAAUAAGCGUUCAUAGGAGCACCCCAGAUUUUACUGAGUGUAAAUAAUCCUUGUCCCUAAGUGUAAAAAAUCCAUUUCCAGCUCGAUGGAAAAGUAGUGUUAAUAAUCAGCUGAUCCCAAUAAUUCGAGUGGUUGGGUGAGGCAUAUACCAUGUACUAACAAGUAGAAGGUGGAGUAGCAUAGACAUAUGCUUCUGUCUGUCACGUUCAACAACUAAUUUGGACUGUCGGCAUGAACAACGAAGAUGUCGUGGGAUGUAUUGUUUGUUUUUUGGUUAUGGAUGGUCAUGUUCUCCUUAUGUUUCUUAUGAAAAGAGUACAUUCAACAGGUAAAUCCAUUGUUUGGACUUUGGACUAUGAAAAGAAGACAGGUA